Monopterus albus (swamp eel) is the source of this 8183-nucleotide messenger RNA. It is a transcript of the gene cacna1bb, whose product is annotated as calcium channel, voltage-dependent, N type, alpha 1B subunit, b. The record is from RefSeq and is a predicted model, not a curated record. NCBI's taxonomy places the organism in Eukaryota, Metazoa, Chordata, Actinopteri, Synbranchiformes, Synbranchidae. Bases 242 to 7420 code for a protein of 2392 amino acids. Gene Ontology annotation, cellular component: membrane; voltage-gated calcium channel complex; neuronal cell body. Gene Ontology annotation, biological process: calcium ion import across plasma membrane; chemical synaptic transmission. The transcript is spliced from 51 exons. Gene Ontology annotation, molecular function: high voltage-gated calcium channel activity.
CCAACAGAAACCACACGACAACUGCUCGCAUUGGAUUGGCUUGUUCUACUGUUGCUUUCAGCUGGAAAAAGGAAACGAGGGAUUUCAGUGUUUUCUGACGCCUCCGGCUCAUUUUGACUGACACCCUGAGCGUUUCAACUGGCGUUUGGAUGCUGCCACAAUGCUGUCAGGAUUUUGGACAGAGACAUGCUGAUAUGAUUUUAUUUAAGCCUGAUUUUUCUGCACUCAGUGCCCGGCUGGUAUGGAUGCAGCAGCUUCACUGAAAAUGGCUCGCUUUGCAGAUGAUCUACCCACCCGCUAUGGAGGAAGCGCAGGCGGCGGAGGAAGAGGUGGGCCGGGCGCUGGGAGAGGGGGAGCCCGUGGUGGUGGCGCUCCGGCCGGCCAGAGGAUGUACAAGCAGUCGAUGGCCCAGAGAGCACGGACAAUGGCCAUUUACAACCCGAACCCUGUCAAACAAAACUGCCUCACUGUCAACCGCUCCCUCUUCAUCUUCCGCGAGGACAAUCUCAUCCGGAAGUAUGCAAAGCGAAUAACAGAGUGGCCUCCAUUUGAGUACAUGAUCCUGGCUACAAUUAUUGCCAACUGCAUCGUCUUGGCCCUGGAGCAGCAUCUACCUGCGGGCGACAAGACUCCCAUGUCACAACGCCUGGAUGACACAGAGCCCUACUUUAUUGGAAUAUUCUGCUUCGAGGCUGCCAUUAAGAUCAUCGCCUUGGGCUUUGCAUUUCACAAAGGCUCCUACCUCCGCAACGGCUGGAAUGUAAUGGACUUUGUGGUUGUCCUCACAGGAAUCUUGGCCAAGGUGGGUUCGGACUUUGACCUGAGAACACUGCGAGCGGUGAGGGUGCUGAGACCACUGAAACUCGUGUCAGGAAUCCCCAGUCUUCAGGUGGUGUUGAAAUCCAUAAUGAAAGCCAUGGUUCCUCUGCUUCAGAUCGGCCUGCUGCUGUUCUUCGCCAUAGUCAUGUUUGCCAUCAUCGGGGUGGAGUUUUACAUGGGCAAAUUCCACACCACCUGCUUCAGGAUUGACACUGGUGAGAGAGCAGCAGACUGGCCUUGUGGUUUGGAGCUCCCAGCCAGGACCUGUGCCAAUGGCACCGAAUGCAGAGAGUACUGGACUGGACCUAACUUUGGUAUCACCAACUUCGACAACAUCCUGUUUGCAGUGCUUACUGUGUUCCAGUGCAUCACCAUGGAGGGCUGGGUGGAUAUUCUCUACAGCACCAAUGAUGUGGUAGGAAACACCUGGAACUGGCUCUACUUCAUCCCCCUCAUCAUCAUCGGCUCCUUCUUCAUGCUCAACCUGGUACUCGGUGUCCUGUCAGGAGAAUUUGCCAAAGAAAGAGAGCGCGUGGAGAAGCGACAGGAAUUCCUGAAGCUACGGAGGCAGCAGCAGAUCGAGAGAGAGCUCACUGGAUACUUGGAAUGGAUCUGCAAAGCAGAGGAGGUGUUGCUGGAGGAGGAGGAUGAAAUAGCCGAAGAGAAGUCCCCGCUGGACGGUGUGUGGUACAAGAGGAAACAAAACCUUCCAGUCUUAAAACGAGGGAAAGGCAAGAAAGGAAUGAAUGACCUGAUCGGUGCCAGGGGUGGGGACAAUCCUUUCACAGACAUCUCUUCUGUUGCUCCGCCUGGCUCUCCAUUUGGUCGAGCCAGUGUGAAAAGCAGCGGAAAGAUGGACAGCUCUUCUUACUUCCGGCGUAAGGAGAAAAGGAUUCGUUUCUUCAUCCGACGCAUGGUGAAAGCUCAGAGCUUCUACUGGAUCGUUCUGUGUCUGGUGGCCCUCAACACUCUGUGUGUGGCCAUAGUCCACUAUGACCAGCCCGAGUGGCUUACAAGGGCCCUCUACACAACAGAGUUUGUGUUCCUGGGGUUGUUUCUUACUGAGAUGACCUUGAAGAUGUAUGGCCUUGGGGCAAGGAAUUAUUUCCACUCCUCCUUUAACUGUUUUGAUUUUGGGGUGAUUGUGGGAAGUAUUUUUGAGGUGAUCUGGGAUAUGAUUAAACCAGGAGCAUCAUUUGGUAUCAGCGUGUUGAGAGCCCUGCGACUGCUCAGGAUAUUCAAAGUCACUAAAUACUGGAGCUCGUUGCGUAACCUUGUGGUUUCCCUCCUUAAUUCCAUGAAGUCCAUCAUCAGCUUGCUCUUCCUCCUCUUCCUCUUCAUCGUAGUCUUUGCUUUACUGGGCAUGCAGCUCUUCGGAGGACAAUUUAACUUUGAAGAUGAGACACCAACAACAAACUUUGAUACCUUCCCAGCAGCCAUCCUCACUGUGUUUCAUAUUCUGACUGGUGAGGACUGGAACGCCGUGAUGUACCACGGGAUUGAAUCUCAAGGAGGUGUUCGCCGCGGCAUGUUCUCCUCCAUCUACUUCAUUGUCCUCACACUCUUUGGCAACUACACCCUCCUGAAUGUCUUCUUGGCUAUUGCUGUUGAUAACCUUGCCAAUGCACAAGAGCUGACUAAGGAUGAAGAAGAGCAGGAGGAAGCAGCCAAUAAGAAGCUUGCCCUGCAAAAAGCUUUGGAGGUGAAGGAAGUCAGCCCAGUGUCAGCAGCCAACAUCUCAAUCACCGCUUUUGUAAAGCAAAAUCAAGAUGCACUCUCUCGCAGGUCGUCCAUCAGCAGCAUUCAGUCACUAAAGGAGCAGCAGCGGUCAGCAAAGACCCUGUCAGUGUGGGAACAGAGGACCAAUCAGCUGAGGAGACACAACUUGAGGGCCAGCACUGAGGCCCUGUUCACUGAGCUCGACCCACAGGAGCGCCUGCAGGUGUCCUCCACCCUCCACCUGCAUCCCGACAUGAAGACUCACCUAGACCGGCCACUUGUGGUAGAGGGCAGAAACGGUGACCAGACCAGCAGGCCCUCUGAAGGAGGGCAGGUGGAGGCAGGGGACACCCAGCAUGACAGGGUGGGAGAUAACCUCCACACACAUGCCAGAAAACAUCACCGGCACCGGGACAGGAUUGGGGAGAGCAAGGAUGGAGGUGACUGCCGGGGAGGAAGGCACCAUACCCAUCACAGCAGGACCAGAGAUCACAUCACUGAUGGUGCCCAGACUAAAGAGAGGAGAGGAGAGAGGAUCCAUGGCCCUGAUGGAGGACAGGGGCACAGGCACCACCACCAGGCUGGUUCCCCUGAGGAAGAGGCCAGUGACAUACGAACAGGAGGAGAAGAAAGGGGGCAUCGGCAUCACCGCUCCCAUUGUCCACCAAAAGAGGGAAAUGGGAUGAUAGUGAAUGGUGCACAGGGAGAGCGGAGGGGGAGGGGAGGAGAGGGGGACAGCAAUGGAGAGAGAUUUGGACGAUGCUCUCGCAUAGUCAGAGCUCAGUCUAUUCUGGAUGGAGACAACUGUAAGGGGAACAAGAAUGGGACCAAAGGUCAUAGAGAGAGGCAGCCAGAUGCUGAGGAGGACCGCUUCACCUCUAGUCCUCUGCAGCCAAUGAAAAGUAGCCCGAGUCUUGGAGAAAAGCAAGAAGAUGCUGACAACCAGAAAAACUCCACCAGGGCCAGUCGGGUCGGCCUAAAUAGCCACACUAUCCACAUCCCUGUCACCAUCAAUGGGCCACCUGGUGAAACCACUAUCAUUCCCAUGAACAACAUCGACUGUGACAACUUCCAACUCAGUGAGGAGAAGAAAGCUCUGGAGGAUGCAGAUAAUGAGCCUCGGCAGAUUCUCCCCUACAGCUCCAUGUUCAUCUUCGGGCAAACAAACCCGGUGAGGCGACUCUGUCACUACAUGGUCAACCUGCGUUACUUUGAAAUGUGCAUCCUGAUGGUGAUUACCAUGAGCAGCAUCACUCUGGCAGCCGAAGACCCCGUGCAAGCCAAUGCAACACGCAACAAUAUUCUGAAGUAUUUGGAUUAUGUCUUUACUGGAGUCUUCACUUUUGAGAUGGUGAUUAAGAUGAUUGACCUGGGAUUACUCCUUCACCCUGGCUCUUAUUUUCGUGACCUGUGGAACAUUCUGGAUUUCAUUGUGGUCAGUGGAGCUCUGGUGGCCUUUGCAUGCUCGAGUCUUAUGGGAGGAACAAAAGGCAAGGACAUCAACACCAUCAAGUCCCUGAGGGUCCUCCGAGUCCUGCGGCCACUCAAGACUAUUAAGCGGCUGCCCAAGCUGAAGGCAGUGUUCGACUGUGUUGUAAACUCUCUGAAGAACGUUCUUAACAUCCUCAUCGUCUACAUCCUCUUCAUGUUCAUCUUUGCUGUGAUCGCAGUGCAGCUCUUUAAGGGCAAAUUCUUCUACUGCACAGAUGAGUCCAAGGGUCUGGAGAAAGAGUGCAGGGGUCAGUUUCUGGACUAUGACAGGGACGAUGUAGCAGCUCAGCCUAGAGAGUGGAAAAAGUAUGCGUUUCACUACGACAACGUCCUCUGGGCCUUCCUUACACUCUUCACCGUCUCCACUGGAGAGGGCUGGCCAGUGGUCCUGAAGCACUCUGUGGAUGCCACCUAUGAGGAUCAGGGCCCCAGCCCAGGUUUCCGCAUGGAGACAUCCAUCUUCUAUGUGGUCUACUUUGUAGUGUUCCCCUUCUUCUUCGUCAACAUAUUCGUAGCUUUGAUCAUCAUCACCUUUCAGGAACAAGGAGACAAGGCCAUGUCGGAGUGUAGCCUGGAGAAGAAUGAGAGAGCUUGUAUUGACUUUGCCAUCAAUGCAAAGCCGCUGACGAGAUACAUGCCAGAGAACAAGCAGUCCUUCCAGUACAAGAUGUGGAAAUUUGUGGUGUCACCUCCGUUCGAGUACGCCAUCAUGACUUUAAUUGCCCUCAACACAGUCGUGCUGAUGAUGAAGUUCUACGGAGCUCCGGACAUCUAUGAGUCCAUGUUGAAAUACUUAAACAUCAUCUUCACAGCGCUCUUCACGCUGGAGUGUAUCCUCAAGAUUAUUGCCUUCGGUCCACUGAACUACAUGAAGGCAGCGUGGAACAUCUUUGACUUUGUCACUGUGCUUGGAAGCAUCACAGACAUCUUGGUCACAGAGAUUAAAACGGACAAGUUGAUCAACCUGAGUUUCUUGAGGCUGUUCAGGGCAGCUCGUCUCAUCAAGCUGCUGCGGCAGGGCUACACCAUUCGCAUCCUGCUAUGGACCUUCGUUCAGUCCUUCAAAGCUCUGCCGUAUGUCUGCCUGCUCAUUGCCAUGCUGUUCUUCAUCUAUGCCAUCAUUGGAAUGCAGGUGUUUGGUAACAUCGAGCUGAAUGAGGACACUGCCAUAAAUCACCACAACAACUUCCAGACCUUUUUUCAGGCCUUAACCCUUCUCUUCCGGAGUGCGACAGGCGAAGCAUGGCACGAGAUCAUGUUAGCGUGUCUCAGUAACCGUCCCUGCGAUAAGCUCUCAGGAACUGUCGAGAAGGAGUGUGGAAGUGAUUUUGCAUACUUCUACUUUGUCUCCUUCAUUUUCCUCUGCUCCUUCCUGAUGCUGAACCUCUUUGUUGCUGUCAUCAUGGACAACUUUGAGUACCUGACCAGGGACGCCUCCAUCUUGGGACCUCAUCACCUUGAUGAAUUCAUUCGUGUGUGGGCGGAGUAUGACCCCGCUGCCUGCGGCCGCAUAACUUACUGUGAUAUGUACAAGAUGCUUCGCGACAUGUCCCCUCCACUAGGUUUGGGAAAGAAAUGUCCACCACGAGUCGCCUAUAAGCGUCUGGUAAAGAUGAACAUGCCCAUUGCAGAUGACAACACAGUGCAUUUCACCUCUACACUGAUGGCUCUUAUUCGCACAGCCCUGGAGAUCAAACUGGCAUCUGGGGUCCUGGCGCAGCAUUUGUGUGAUGCUGACCUGAAGAGGGAGAUAAACCGAGUCUGGCCCAACCUGUCUCAAAAGACUGUCGACCUGCUGGUGACACCACAUAAAUACAAUGAGCUGACCGUGGGGAAGGUCUAUGCAGCUGUAAUGAUUUUUGACUACUAUAAGCAGAAUCGUGCCAAAAAACUCCAGCAGAAUUCUUCAGGACCUCAGAGUAAACUGGGGGCAUUGUUCCAUCCUGUGCUGCCCCUCACUCACAUACAGGAAGUCGAACCACCAAUCUGCAGCCCCAAACAGUUCCACCCACCCCAUCCUGAGCCAGAAGUUAAGCCACAGGCCCCACCUACUACCACCUCCAUAAACAGGGACACAAUAAUAACUCAGAGGAGUGCCAUAAAACAUUCGCAGUCUGGAGAUGUUUCUCAGACAACACAAAGGCCCAAAGGCCAGAGGAAACUACAGAGGGGCCAGUCAGAAGAUGUGUCAUAUUCCAGCAGCCCUCAGGAAGUGCUUGAACUGAAGCAGGUGGACAACAUUUCAGACUCAGAGGGAUAUCCCAGCUUGGAAGGCCACUGCAGAGCAGCCUCUCUGCCCCGACUCAACGCCGAGUACUACCGGAGCCACCCUCGCCACGCCCCUGGGACCUACCUGGCACCAAUUGUCGACCUCAGUCCUAUAAGACGCUCAGCAUCCUCAGUGACACCCCAGUGCCAACAGGAGGUCAGGCUAAGGGAAUAUGACCUAGAAUGGCCCGACCUGUCUGAGUCAUCAACAGGGCAAGCUCAGGGCCAGGACAGAGCCAACCACCAUCACCACCAUCACCAUUGCCAUCGACGCAGAGACAAAGACAAGAAACAGAAGUCUCUGGAUAGAACUCCAUCAGUGCAACCAUCCAGCACUGUCGCUUCAUUCAUCAACCCUCAAACAGAGGGUAUGUCCAGAGAACGAGCGAGGGAGCGGGACCGCAGCCGGCCCCAUGAGAGAAGGCAUCACUCCUCAGCGGGAGAGAAGCAGCGCUACUACUCCUGUGAGCGAUACGGCAGCAGGGAGCCGUGUCACACCAAAUCGGCCGGUCCCAGUCGAUCCACGUCUCCGGGAAAGGAACAGGAGGCUGAUUUGCUCAAACAGCACAGUAGCAGUACGGCUAAAGCUGGCCCUGUAACACUCCCCUCUGGUUCCUGCGCACUGGGCCGUGGUCGCAGGCAACUUCCGCAGACGCCCCUCACUCCUCGUCCUGCUGUGGCGUACAAGACCGCCAACUCCUCGCCUCUAACAUCCAGUGCCAGCACUGUUACGCCAGGGCACCAUACUCGCUUCAGCCGUGGCCUUUCAGAGCAUGAUUGCUUACUUGGGGGCCAUGACAAAUCCCCAAUACCAGUCACUCGCAUCGGUUUGGACCCUAACUUAAACCAGCAGCCACAGGACACUUCUCAACGGCCCCUCCGUGAAGAGACAAAGGACUUCCAAGAUGCCAAGAGCAGCCACGGAGCUGGACGCACUGCCAGAACCACUGCCUCCACUACAGCAGCCUCACACGGAGCUGCUGCUGCUCCUAUCACAGCACCCACCACACAGGGUGUGAUGCCUAACGGGUACCACUUCACCCUCAGGGUCAACCCUGCAGCUGGGCCUGGGAGCAGAGGAACAGGGAGUCUCAGGGAGAAAGAAGAAGAGGACUGGUGCUAAUGUGGCGGGAAACCUUGAAAAGUUGGAUGGGGUUGCAGUGUUGUACAGCACUUGAUAGGAAGCCAAUGUAUUAAUACAAAUACAAAAGCCAGUGGAAAGUGCUGUUAAAGGUUGACCAGAGAUCAUUCCAGCUUUGUAGUGUUACUCUCCUUUUCUAUACAGCGAACUCUUGAAGGAAACAAGACACUGAUGACUUUUUCUAACCCCCUUUACUUGCACUGAAAUUAUAGCACAUGUGAAGACCCUUUACUUUGCCUUGGCUAGUAAAAUCAGUGUUGGCACAGAAGACAAAAGCCAAAAUCCCCUCCUUCUGUGAGUGAAACUUUGAACUGUGUUUCAGACUGAUCUGAAUGCCUCAUUCCUGGUGUUAAUAUGACUGCUCUCACAACACUGUUUUCAUUAUUAUAUGUAUCAUUUUGUUUUUUUGUCUGUCCUGUAGGUGAGAGGAGAGUCUCAAAUUGAUCUCACUGAUGCUGCCACCAAAUUAUUUUCCUCUUUUUUUAAAUUUUCUUCUUUUUUAUUUAGGUUUUAUUGUGUUAACAGUAAUAAUGUGGCAAAAAUGAGACAAGGGGGUGGCUAAGAAGCGAUGAAUAUUCAUGAUUAUGCUUUUGUAAUGUGUACCAGGUAUACAUUUUUGAGUGCAAACAGGCACUAGAUCAAUUAUUUUCUGACGUUAUGUGGCUGAAUACUAAGUGCCUCGUUUUCCAAGAUGUAUUGCGAUGCAGCCUGGCCAUGGGUCGGUUGGAUGUGAAUGAUGGAAUAA